Diutina rugosa is the source of this 1800-nucleotide messenger RNA. RefSeq names its product Kip2p (gene KIP2). NCBI's taxonomy places the organism in Eukaryota, Fungi, Ascomycota, Pichiomycetes, Serinales, Debaryomycetaceae. The coding region runs from base 1 to 1800 and encodes 599 amino acids. The transcript has a single exon. The record is from RefSeq and is a predicted model, not a curated record. Gene Ontology annotation, molecular function: microtubule motor activity; ATP binding; microtubule binding. Gene Ontology annotation, biological process: microtubule-based movement.
AUGUCGUCGAUGUCCUCGAGAACGACUCCGCGGCGAUCCCGCUCGACGUUGGGCCGUCUGAUGUCGCUGAUGGCGGCCGAGAUGAGACCCCCCUCCCAGCAGCUGUCGAUAUUCAAACAGCCCCAGUUUUCGCUGCCCAUGGCCCGACCGCCGCUGAGACUGCUGCUGGGACUGGGGCUGGGCCGCCUGACACCAGUGCCGUUCGUCCCCUAUACGGGGUCAAUCUCGGUAUCGAUCCGAGCCAAUCCCGAUGUCGGUAGUGGUCCUCUGCCGUGGCGGUUAGGGGACGUGCUGAUUGUCCACAAAGACGACGGGCAAAUGUUCCAGUUUGACCAUGUAUUCAGCGACUUAAACGUCACCAAUCGCCAAGUGUACGUGCGCAGUUGCCAGCCGUUGGUGGAGAAGUUUGUCGCCGAUGGCUACAAUCUGACGAUCUUUGCCUACGGGAUGACGGGGCUGGGCAAGACGUGGACGAUGAAAGGCGAUGCCCAAGAUCCCGGGGUGGUACGUUUGGCGGCGGACCACAUAUUUAACCACAUUGAGAACGAUACCUCGGGAGCCACCUACGAACUCUGGGCGCUGUACUUUGAGAUCUACAACGAACGAGUAUUGGACUUGCUUAACCCUGGCCACCACAGCGAUCUUCAGAUUCGCAGUGACCGCGAAUUCGGCAAUAAGAUUGUUGGUUUGCAAAUGCCUCAAAUCCACUCACGCGACCAAUUGCUUAGGCUUAUUGAAAGCGGUGACGUCCACCGCAAAACUGGGUCCACCGAUUUUAAUGCCCGCCUGCUGAGACUGCACCUGAUCCUCCAGCUUCGCCUUAAGACCUGUGACGGAUCGGAGCCGCGCUUCACCACAUUGACCCUCUGUGACUUGGCGGGACUGGAGAAAGCAGCGUUGCAUGCUGAACGCCGCAAGGAAGGACUGUUUAUCAACAAGCUGUUGCUUGCAUUGGGCACGGUCAUCGCCAAGUUGAGCGCCAAUCAGGGCGAACACAUCAACUACCGUGAUUCCAAGCUCACGCGGUUGCUUCAACCGUCGCUCUCGGGGCUGGCCCUCGUGCUGAUUUUGUGUACCAUCCACUUGGGGCUGCUGACGCCAGGGGUGGUGCUGGAGACCCAUAACUCGCUUCGGUUUGCUGCUCGGGCAAAAGCAGUGGAAGUGCAAGUACAACAACAACAGCGUCGUUACUCGUCAGCGGUGGAUGCCCAAGUGGUGGAAGAGCUUCGUGCCCAGGUGGAAGCCCAACGACGCGAGAUUGAGCAAUUGAAGGAGCAGGUCCCCAACCCGUUUAUGGCGACAAACUCUCACUCCAGUAGCCCACUUCAGGGAGGUAGCCAGGCCCAACUCGAAGCGGAAAACCGGAUUUUGAACGAACGCCUCGAACACUGGAUCCGCCUCAACGAUACCCGCCAAACGGAAAAGAUGCUUUUGAAGAAUGAGGCGAUCAACGCCAUCAUUAAGAUGGACGAUGUCCCCCAAAUCGCGAUCCAACUGCUUGAAGAGUACGCCCGGCGCGUGCACCACGAGAAUGCCGAGAACCAGCUGUACAUCUCCCACUUGGAGCUGAGACUCCAGCUGGCGUUGCAAUCGCCCCAGGCACUGCUGCCGCUGCUCGAAGCCCGGAUCCGCGAACUAGAGGAAGAGAACCAAACCCUCAAAGAGACGAUCAAGGACAAGAACUUCAUCAUCAACACGAUGCUGCGGUCGACGAACUUGCGCCUUCUGAUGGAGCUGAGAGAUAAGGAGAACGUGUCUCCGAUCAAGAAGCGGAUGCCGUUGGCUCCCACCCGGAUAUAG